Messenger RNA from Necator americanus (New World hookworm), 987 nucleotides. RefSeq lists its product as uncharacterized. Bases 1 to 987 code for a protein of 328 amino acids. Lineage: Eukaryota; Metazoa; Nematoda; Chromadorea; Rhabditida; Ancylostomatidae. The record is from RefSeq and is a predicted model, not a curated record. The transcript is spliced from 10 exons. Gene Ontology annotation, molecular function: protein binding.
AUGAAUAAUGAAUUUGCGGAGGUGGUACAUAAAUAUGCACAGAUACGAGCCAAUGUUGAUAACUAUCCAACUGAGCCGGACUUCUUCGUGGCCACUGCACUGUCGGCCAUUAUCAGGACGCAGGCUCUGCAAAGAGUCAUGUGGAUACCAGUAUUUCUUACUUAUUUUUUACUGCUUCCUUCAAUAUUCGCUUCAGAUAACGACAUUGAUGAUGUGCCCCGUAUUGGGCAAUCGUAUGGAACUGUGCUUGUUAGCACCCUUGAUGGUCAGCUAAGGGCCCUGAGCACCGAAGAUGGAGCGACAAAGUGGACCCUACAAGAUGAUCCCGUACUACGAGCUCCAACCACAGUCAAACAAGGUUUCACCUUUCUCCCUAAUCCACAAGAUGGUUCCCUUUAUAUACUCAAGGAAGGUAUUCUUAAACGACUUCCGCUUAGUAUUCCUGCACUAGUCCACGCUUCACCUCUAAAGAGCAGUGAUGGAGUGUUGUAUGCCGGAAGUAAACGGGAUGUGUGGCUUGAAAUCGAUCCUCUAACCGGUACAAAGGUCGAAACGUUGUCGGCUACGAAUGACAAAGUCUGCCCUGCAAACAACAAGGAUGGGGUUUUUGUUGGCCGGACUGAAUAUAGGAUAAGCAUGUAUGAUACAAAGGAUCGUGGAAAGACUUGGAACACCACAUUUUCAGACUACACCGCUCAUUUGCUACCAUCGAACAAUGACUACCCAUUUCGACACUAUGUUACGUCCAACGGAAACGUUCUUACAGUGGGACCUACUGGGGAGAUCAUCUGGCAGCGUGACUUUGGCUUACCCGUUGUAGCUAUGUAUCUUCUUCAACAUGAUGGUCUUCACAAAUUGCAUUUCACAGUAAUGGGUGGUGAAACAAUGGAAAAUAUAAUUAAGAUUUCCUUUGGAGCGUAUAAAGCUGAAACAUCAUUAAACAUGAGAUAUGUGCGCAAAUUAAGCUGCGGUUCUUGUUCGCCCUAG